GUCUAGCACCCGAGAUUCCUGAAGACCUUUAUCAUUUGAUCAAGAAAGCUAUCGCUGUUCGAAAGUACUUGGAAUGUAAUCGUCAUAAUAAAGCUGCCAAAUUCCGUUUGAUGUUGAUCAAGUCAAGAAUACACCGCCGCGUCAGAUUUUAUAAAGUAAUGGGACAACUUCCCCCGGACUGGAAAUUGUAUCCUUAA
Racocetra persica is the source of this 197-nucleotide messenger RNA. The record is from the annotation of a GenBank genome assembly. Lineage: Eukaryota; Fungi; Glomeromycota; Glomeromycetes; Diversisporales; Gigasporaceae.